This is a messenger RNA of Cylindrotheca closterium, 2043 nucleotides long. Lineage: Eukaryota; Bacillariophyta; Bacillariophyceae; Bacillariales; Bacillariaceae. The record is from the annotation of a GenBank genome assembly.
AUGAACUUCGGAUACAAAGCACCGAAAAAGGACCUUGUGCGCCAAAGGCCACCUGAACUUGUUCUCAUCGCUGAAGACGAGAACGGUCGUUCUCCAAACACUAGUCUAUUGAUAGAGAAGAAAUUGCAAGACACACCUGACACUGCAAAGUUGGCAGACGAUAUGGUCGGGGGAGAAAAUUGGGAGUUUCAAAUGGAUCCAUUUGAUACCUGGAGCCAUGAGAAGGAAAACAAUCUUCACGCACCUCGUCGGGUGGAUGGUGAAAUGCCCAAGCGAUCCUUCAUUCAAAAGGCAUUAUGUAGAAAGCCAAAAAUGAAUGCGCCCAUUCCACCUAGUAAUGGUCCCAUCGGCGAGCGUCUUAGUUGCAUAAAGCCCAAACAACCCAAUCGAUCAAGGAGUGUGCCACGAUCCUCCCAUCGAUCAGCUCCUCCACCUUCUCGAAAAAGGCAAGAGAACCUUUUCCAAACACCUCAAAAAUUGGCUCCUUCCCCAACGAACACUCCUUCGAAAUAUCAACAACAGCUUGAUGAGUUUGUGGAAGUUUCUGCUACUCCCAAACAAUUGAACCGAGUAUCUGAUUUGGAUGAAAUUGAACAGAGGGAGAAAGAGAGAAGGGAGGAAGAAAAGAACAAAACCGCACAACCAGCAGCAGCAAUUACUACUACCAAUGCUACCUAUUCUCAACCCUUGGUCACACCUGCAUUGGAUGAUGGAAACUCUGUUGUUUUGAACAGGAAUGCAUCUGUUCACAAUGAAAUUGUUAGUCUAUCUGAGGAGUCCAGGAGCGUCGUUCAACAACAAAGUGACAGCAUAUUGUCUGCAAUACGAUGUGGUGGACCACUCUGUAACGCUGGAGAAAUGCUGUUCAUGGCGGUUGGUCCAGAAAGUCCUCCAGAGCUGACCAAUGAAGAAAAGGCUUCUACUCCUCCACAGCAGAAAGCAAGAGGACCAGAAUUCGAACACAGGCACCGCAGUUUGCCCGUUUCCACUUCCUCGUAUUUGGACCAAUCGCUCGCUAGCUCUUUCCAAGCAAGAAGCGAUGUACCUGACAUGAAGGAAAAACGAGUUCAGUCCUUCAGUCCCGGCAAAAAUAAUAACAUCUACAGCAAAGAGGCUUUUGAAGAGGAGAUCCGGCAAUAUCAGCAGAGUUUGAGAGAAUCACGCAAUCAAAAUAAAAUGGAAGAUAUUGAAGAACGCGAUGAGUAUGGCGAGUCUGCGUCUCCUGAUGGCUACAAGAAUCGACGAGCUAUGCACCAGUCUACGAAACAGAGAGACUCCUAUCCUCAUCGGCGCUCGCGGUCGGUGGGGCGCUCAGUGGGGCGCUCAGAAACGUCUUCAUCUUCAUCCUCUUCUUCGCAUGAUCACAAAUGGGGUAGCAGCGCCAGAAAUGGCAGGAAAGGACGGUCAAAGUCUACCCAUCGAUCACCUCCACCAAAAAGAAAUGAAAAGCCAAAGCAUCGUUCAAAGGAACCAACAAAUUCCGAUCUUCCACGAAAACGAAGUGACUUUAUGAUAGCAGGAAUGGAGAUGGUGACUGGUGAUAUUGAACGACACCGUUCGCUACCAAAGAAAGAACAACAUCAAACGCGUCAAAAGUCAGAACCCAGAAGGACCAGAAUGAAACCAGAAUGGAUGGUUUCACCAAAUCUCUUGAAUGCUGAAGAGCCGCUCGGAUCAAGCAAUGUCUUUCACAGCGAAAGCGGACCUGUCCCCGUUGGUGACGUGAUUUCAGUGCCAUCGGUCUCAAACAAACUGCCCAUCCGUACACUCGAGAUUCCAGUGAUGGUGGAGCCGCUAGAUGAUCUAAGAAUACUCGAGGACGCCACAGAGUUAGGCUCUGCCGCGUUUGAUGAAUUUGACACAGAAUCCAUCUACGAGGAUCUCAAAAAGUCAGAGAAACGAGGACGUCGAAAUUCGAGGUCUGCAAAGAGCUAUGGUGAUGCAUCAGAAAAAUACUCACGUGCCUCGAGGAAAUCUGCAACAACAAGACACACUGACUUCACCUAUGGGUCUGCUUCAGUUGAAUAUGAUGGUUGCUUCUAA